This is a messenger RNA of Lepidothrix coronata (blue-crowned manakin), 1010 nucleotides long. RefSeq names its product SPC25, NDC80 kinetochore complex component (gene SPC25). The coding region runs from base 190 to 888 and encodes 232 amino acids. The transcript has 7 exons. The record is from RefSeq and is a predicted model, not a curated record. Gene Ontology annotation, cellular component: Ndc80 complex. Lineage: Eukaryota; Metazoa; Chordata; Aves; Passeriformes; Pipridae. Gene Ontology annotation, biological process: chromosome segregation.
CGGCGAAGGGGUGGGGGCGCCCCGGCUGCAGCGGGCGCGGUGCCGCCGGAACCCUGGCGCGGCCUCCCCUAGCGCAGCAUCUGAGCGCCGGGAGAGGAGCGAGGGGAACGCGGCUCCCGCUGAGCCAGUGGUGACAAAAAAAACCGACUUGCGGGAAGAAGUUUCAACAACAAGGUGUGUUACAGCACCAUGGCUAAUGCAAAGACAGAAGAUGAAAUAACUCUCUUUGAAAGAGAUAUGAAAGAGUUUUGGAUCGAGUUUAAAAGCGUUUAUGGCACUGAACAGAUCAAUCAGACUUUAACGCUGAGAGAUUCAUGCAAGGGGUCUAUAGACGUGCUUUCAGCGAAAUGGUCCAAGAAGCUGAAAGAAGGAGACUUGAUGAUUGACAAAAUUCAGGAGUAUAACAAUGAGAUUCUCCAGCAGAGCAAAUGUAUAUCAGAAAAGGAAGAGCAGUUGGCAGAAAUUAAGCUAAAUCAAGAAGAAGAGCAACAGAAGAACUUGACUGACAGCAUCCAAGAGUUAAAAGAAGAGUUGGUGAAGCAAAUGGAAAUAACGUCUUCUAAAGACAAAGCUGUCAAGGAGAAAAUGGAACGACUGUGCAAGUCUAAAGUGUUGUUUGAGGAGUGUCUUGGGUUGGAGAUACGCAGAAUUCACAAUGAACAAUUACAGUUUAUAUUCAGACACAUUGACCACAAAGAUCCUGACAAGCCAUACAUGUUUACCCUUUCCAUAAAUGAACAAGGAGAUUAUGAAGUGACUUCCUGUACUCCUGCUCUGGACUGUAUAGCAGAGUUCCAGCUCAAAGUGAGAGAAACUAACAAUUUUCCUGCAUUUGUUGCCAACAUCAGAAAAGCUUUCACUGCUUUAUCGUAUAAACAGUCUGCAUAAAACUAGCUCAGACCUCUCUUUCUAGCUGUAGAGCACUCUUGUUUCCUUUCUGUAUUGUGAAACUCUGUGUAUUUAUCCCUGUCUUACUCUGUUUUCUAAAUAAAGAAAAAUAAUGAAAACAG